Messenger RNA from Drosophila miranda, 1845 nucleotides. RefSeq lists its product as uncharacterized. The transcript is spliced from 2 exons. Lineage: Eukaryota; Metazoa; Arthropoda; Insecta; Diptera; Drosophilidae. The coding region runs from base 1 to 1845 and encodes 614 amino acids. The record is from RefSeq and is a predicted model, not a curated record.
AUGAACAUAACCGGGCUGCUCAGCUCGUACUACGAUCUGUCCGGCGAGCAGGAGAACCAAAUCAACGAAUUUGUGGCCCGAGCCCUGCUGUACGUUGUCCACCAUCAUAUACUCAGUGUGACGCCCUCCCUGGUGCUGAUCCUGUGCUGCCGGAGCGAGCACACCUGCAACUUUUACAACGAAAUGAUGAGCACCCUCUUCCGCAACUGGGGCCUGGCACCGCUCCAGAUUGUCAAGGUGGAGCAGGGGGUGCCCUGGCGUCCUGUUGCGGGGCGCAGGCACUUCAAUGUGAUAUUCACGGACUCGUUUGCGGCCUUCUCGGAAAUCCGGAUGGAGUACUAUGCCCGCGAGUACAACUACAAUGAGCACUACUUCAUCUUCCUGCAGGCCCGUGACCAUCUGCUGCAGGAGGAGAUGCGCCAGAUCUUUGAGUACUGCUGGCGCUACCACCUCAUUCACUGCAGCGUCCAGGUGCAGAAGUCCAAUGGGGAUGUGCUCAUAUACAGCUACUAUCCGUUCAGUGAGCGCAGCUGCUCGGAUAUGUCGCCGCGGCUCAUCAAUCGCUACAAUGGCAGCGCUCUCCUCGAGCCGGAGAUCUUUCCGCGCAAGCUACGGAAUCUGUUUGGCUGCCCCCUGCGCUGUGCCCUCUGGAAUGUGCCACCUUUCGUUGAGGUACACGUUUCGGAGAGCAGCGGUGCGAGCGUCAGCGGGGGCUACGAGGGUCGCCUGCUUCUGGCCCUCGCCGAGCGGAUGAAUUUCUCCAUAGCCGUGCGUCAGCUUCAGGCGAAAAGUGUCCGCGAUGAGGCCCUGGAGUUGCUGCGGCGUCACGAGGCUGAUCUGACGCUGGGCGGUAUCCGGCAGACGGUGGACCGCAGCCUGUUGGCCACCUCUACGCACAACUACCACCAGAGCCGCGAGGUGUUCGGCAUCCUGGACUCCAGCUUUGAGUUGAGUUCGCUCGACAUCCUUUUCUAUCCAUACCGCCUGCAGAUCUGGCUGGCCAUUGUCGGGGUCCUGGCCCUGUCGGCGCUCCUGCAGCUGGCCAUCGAACGGCUGCUGCGCGAGACGCGGCCCGAGUCCAGGCUCUGGCUGAAUCUGGAGCUGAUCUUUGUGGGUAUGCCGCUGCUGAGGGCGCCACACUCGCACACCGGACGCCUCUACUGCCUCAUGCUGAUGCUGUACACACUGAUCAUUCGGACGGUGUACCAGGGCCUGCUCUAUCAUUUGAUCCGCACCCACCAGCUGAACAGGUGGCCACAGUCCAUCGAUGCCCUGGUGCAGCAGAACUACACUGUGGUCUUAACGCCGUUGGUGCACGACGUGCUCUCCGAGAUACCCAGCGUGCAGCACAUGACCUUCCGCAUUCUCACAGACGUCGAGGAGACGGUGCCUCUCGAUUACUUGGCGGCCAAUCCGCAAGAGCCACGCCUUGUCUCUGCCUCGGCCCUGGAAAUGUACAUCCACUUUAAUCACCUGAGGGCGGAGCGGGCCCAGAGGAUGAGCCAGAGGCUGGGGCAGCCCGUGGAGGCCGAUCAUUUCGAGAUCAUUGCCGAGGACAUUGUGAGCCUGCAGAUGACGAUGUACCUCAGCAAGCACUCCUUUCUCAUCGAUCACCUGAACGAGGAGAUCUUGUGGAUGCGAUCCGUGGGCCUGGUCUCCGUUUGGGCACGCUGGGAGCUCGUCGAGAGCUACCUUCGCAACGAGCAGGGAUUCAAGGAGCUCGGUCUCGUGGAGCUCUACGCCAUGUUUCUGCUGGUGGUGGUGGGUCAUGUCCUGAGUCUGCUCAUCUUCCUCCUAGAGCUUCUCUCCCAGCGAUUGGUUUCCCUGCAACGGCUGUUCUUGUAG